CUCCAAGCACCGACUCCCCAUCCACUCUGACCACAGCCAGGGGCCACAUCCCACUGCCUGCCCAGCGUCCAUCCAUGGAGGUGACCACCGUGUCCCCAUCUCCCGCCUCACCCACUGAAGGGGACAAUCUCUGUGACAUAGAUGUCACCGACGUGGCCAUACACAGUGUGACACUGCUCAUCAGCCUCUGUGGGCUGGUUGGGAAUGGGGCUGUGCUCUCCCUCCUCAGCCUGAAAAUGCGUAACAUUGGCAUCUUUGACCUGGCUUUUGCUGACUUCUUUUUUCUGCUCUUCACAGUCCCCUCUGCCCUCCUCUUCCUGGUGGAGGACGUGUCCUGCUCUCCUAUAGUGCCCCUGCUGUACUUGAGUUUCCUUUUCCAGCUGUCAGAAGUCUCCUACUACUGGGUGAUUUUCUGGCUGGUGCGCACUGGCAGUGUGGUGCAUAUGUUAAAACUCUUCAUUCCCUGUAUGCUCUGCUGCCGCUGCACCCCUCCCAUGCGCCUGUUGUUCUUGAUGUUCAGUGUCCAGUACUGGGCCUUCUUUACUCUCUUCAUUGUCAUUCCUUCAGUGACAAACCUGUGCCCAUCACACCAGCAGGAGCACUGCAGGGCAGCUCUCAUCUCCAUGCACGUCCUCAUCCUCCUCCUCUUUGCUGCACCCCUGCUCAUAUCCCGCACAAUCAGCUUCAUUAAGGCGAAGUGGUGCUCCAAGGAGCAACAACCCAAGAGGCGCGACAUCAUUAUCUCCCUCAUUGUGAUCCUCAUUGUCCUUCUCAGCCUCUGCAAUCUCCUGCAGCAGCUUGGCUACACCCUUGUGUCUUCUCAGGUUGUUUUCCUGCUCAACUGCAUCCACAGCAGCAUCAAACCCUUCAUCUACUUCUUGGCUGGUAGGUGCUGGAGGCCCUGCUCCAUGAAAUCCCUCCGGCUCUCCCUCCAGAGGGCCUUUGAUGAGCAGGAAGAAAAAGCAGCCUGCGAAAAUGAUGCCCAAAAGGACACGGGGGUCUGAGCCUGGUGAUCCCUCCCACUGCUCUGCUGAAGGACCCUGGCACAGUGGCUCAGGCUUUCCUUGAGCCACCUGAUCAAGAAAUACCCACAGGAUGCCCCUCCCUGUGGUGCUGGAUUCCUGCGGGAGAAGGCAGCAGGGGCAGUGCCUUGGGUGAUUUUUGAGGGAUGCUCUGCAGGGAGCUCAUUGGAGCAUGGCUUUCCUCCUCCCUCCUGGAUGCACAUGGCUCCAGGCAGAGCAGCUGGGCUCAGUUCUGUUCCCCAGCUCUAUUCCCCAGGGGAAGAUCCUCCUUGCCUCAGCCCCAGGGAAUGAACUCCAUCUCCUCUGCCUACACACAGCAGUUUCCUGCUGUUUUCAGGGAUCUCCUGCCUGCAAAGAAUGUGACACCUUAAGGCCUGGGGACACACCCAGCACGGGGUGCUGGUCAUUCCCAAAUCCCUGCGGGGCUGGUGCCUCUGGAUGGCAGCAGAGGGGCUGGGAUCACAGGGAGCAUCCUUCCCCUUCUGUCUGGCAGAGCCGGCCCUGCAUUCCCAGCUGAUGGGGAGAGACACCAGGAAGGGCUGCAGAGCUGGGCAGGGACAGCAACAUUCCCUUCUUCUUUCAGGGAGAAUUUGUCACAUUCUUGAAUUCCAGAAUUCAGUCAUUCUGAGUAAAGGGCAGGGUCGAUAGUGAACUCCUCUGAACCCUUGUGCCUGUGACCAACAAGAAUAUGGAAUAUGGAAAUUCCCAUCCCCAGAUGCUUGGACCACUGAAUUUCACAGGAAUGAGGGGGUUCUGCUGCUGUUCUGCAGAAUGGGGCCAUCCUGGGGUUCCCAGCAUCCAAGUCCCAGGAAGUCCUGAAGCACCUCCAUCCUCAACCUGGCCACCCUCGGGAGGAGCUGCACAGCGACUCUGCACAGCAGCUUCAGCCAAAACCCAUCCUGAACUCAUCUUUGUCCUCAGGAAUUAGGGUGGGCUCUGAGUGCUGACAAGCUGCUGCAAGCACCUGAUUGCUGUCCUUGCCUUGGGCUGGGGGAGCCUGCACAGGAAUGAUGGAAAUGGGAGUCCAUGGCCCAGGGGUGCUGCCAUGAGCCCCGGGCAGGUUUGGGCAACGAUUCUGGAGCUCUUCCCAGAAUGGGAGUUGUUUCUGACAAGCAGCCAGGAGCUUCACCAGCGCUGCCAGCACUGCCAGCAUUGCAGGGCCAGCAGCAGCACCAGCAGCCCUCUGCUGCUGGAGGGACAAUGACCCCUCAGGGAAGGGAACCAGGGAAUGGUAGAGACCUGUCAGGAGAGGGAAGGCAGUUAAGAAUGGGACCCUCUCCUGGGAAGGAGCGUUUCUAUUUAGGGGUAAAUCAGGAGCCAUUCACAUAUAUUAUAAAUAUGUGAAAUUGGAGAUUGGCUCUCGCAAAUGUUGAACGGAUAUUAUGUGUGUUGUAAUGUUAAAAGAAGCUCUGUGAAGAUUUGGAGUGUUCCUAAUGUGAGUAUUGUGUUCAUGCUGAAAGCUGCAAUGCUGGUCUGGGACCAUAGCGGGGAGUGGAAGGCAGAGGGAGGGCACAAGCCCCGGGAAGGCGGGAGGAAGGAGGAGCAGUGUGGGAAGAGUGGGAUAUGGAUGAGUGUGGGGUUGGCUCAGCAAGGGGAUCGAAGGGAUUGUUCCUGUUGUGGGCGGGCUGCGUCUGACCGUGCUUGUGGAUCUUGUUUUUUCAUGGUCGUAGUUUAAUAAACAUUUUUUAAAAUAUAAGGAGUGAGGCGUCAUUUCUCACAACAAAGAAAAAGACCACUUGAUGAUUUGUAGGGGGAAAAAAGAAAGAUUCAAGCUCAAUAACCCCGAGGCUGUGGAACUCCGACUGCCCCGUGACUGCACCGAGACUUUGGAAACAACAGCGGGACCGGGCACGGGAGGAGCCAGCGGGACGGGAGUGGGGAGCUCCUGGUGAUCUGGGCACUUUCUCCUUCCUGGGACUGAGCUGGGAGGAGCCGCUUUAGGAGAUUGAUCCCAAAGGAGCACGGGGUACCAGGAAGCGCCGCUGAUCUGCACAGACCCCUUGGCCUG
Messenger RNA from Prinia subflava (tawny-flanked prinia), 3030 nucleotides. RefSeq names its product mas-related G-protein coupled receptor member B4-like. Gene Ontology annotation, biological process: G protein-coupled receptor signaling pathway. Gene Ontology annotation, cellular component: membrane. Gene Ontology annotation, molecular function: G protein-coupled receptor activity. The coding region runs from base 75 to 1004 and encodes 309 amino acids. Lineage: Eukaryota; Metazoa; Chordata; Aves; Passeriformes; Cisticolidae. The record is from RefSeq and is a predicted model, not a curated record. The transcript has a single exon.